Neolamprologus brichardi is the source of this 1410-nucleotide messenger RNA. NCBI's taxonomy places the organism in Eukaryota, Metazoa, Chordata, Actinopteri, Cichliformes, Cichlidae. The record is from RefSeq and is a predicted model, not a curated record.
GCAGCAGGUUUCUGUGUAACAAAAUUAUGUUAUGAUUCCAUUGUUGCUAUCGUUACCGUAUAAAGUAACAUAACAUAUAUGAAACAUAACAAGGAAAGGUCUUCACCAUUUCAAUCCAGAGCUUGGAGAGAAAUUGACUAUCACAGCGGUUGCAAAGCAAGGAUUUACUAGCAAGCAGAAAUUUGUUGGAUUGCAAAACCACUUACCAUCGACUGACAGCAUGGGAAAAGCAAAGAUGAAGACAAAGUGGCUACAGGACAGCAGCCCUGAAUCCCUCCAACACCCUCCCGAAAAAACGUAUUGGACCACAUUUGGUGCUCUGCUGGCGAGAAGCUCCAGCCCUCAGCCUUCCACCUCUGGCUUCCAACAUGGACGACCGAAGGCUGCCAAUCAAGAGGUAAACACUGCCCAGCCAGUGAGGAGGUCAAGCCCCCAGCCCUCCACCUCUGGUUUACACUUGAACCGUGACUGGAGAGCAAGGAGAUCCAGCCCCCAUCCCUCCACCUCUGGUUUACACUUGAACCGUGACUGGAGAGCGAGGAGAUCCAGCCCUCAGCCCUCCACCUCUGCCUUCAAGCGUGGGAGAAAGGAGGCUGACCAGGAAGAGCUACCCCCUGGUCGGCGAGUGAGGAGUUCCAGCCCUCAGCCCUUCAGCUCUGGCCUUCUGUGUAGACGACAGAUAAACGAAGAUGAUGUGGUCCAACCCUCAGUCUUCUACCUCUUUUUACAACCCUGGAAGAGAGGAGGCUGACCAGGAAGAGCAGGAACGCCAAAGAUUCUGGAGCGGGUACUACAGAGUCCAGAGUGACACCGAUGGGUCCCGCCCCACCGUGCGCUUCCCUUAUUGUUUUCUACCAAAAAUUGUUAAUGUUAAUAUUGUAUGUACUGGGUAUGGUGUCGGGGUGGUGGAACAGGUCUUCAUUUACACCACAGAUGGAGUAUUUCUCACUCACUCAAGGGCAGUCUCCAUUAGAGAGUCUUUAAGUGGCAAAUCCAUCGGCCACACAUUUCUUUUCCUUCCUACCUACAUAGUUACUGCUAAGUUUAAGAUAUAGAGUACUAAUGAUAAGUUAUUCAAAAUGUACUAAUAGUACGUUCAGAAUAUCUCACCAUCUCUUUUUUAACUUUAAAAAAAGCUUUUAGUGUUUAAGAUACAGUAGUGAUAAGUUUAGAUUUAGAUGUUCUGUCAAUUCUGUUAUAAUCCUUCAUUUACAAUAAAUUUUUGACUUUUCAUGUUAUGACAUAAAACAAACAAAAUAAAAACCAACUAAUCUAAUGGACCAGUUUUAUAUUUUUAUUGAUUUGAUGGGAUGUUUCCAAAGGGUCGUGCCUAUUUAUCUUUUAAUGUUUUGUUUUAUGUUUUCAUUUAUUUUAUGUUUCUUAAGGUUAAUAAAAUUUGCUAAAAGAUUC